Molecule: messenger RNA, 2034 nt
Organism: Scomber scombrus (Atlantic mackerel)
Lineage: Eukaryota; Metazoa; Chordata; Actinopteri; Scombriformes; Scombridae
Gene: csgalnact2
Product: chondroitin sulfate N-acetylgalactosaminyltransferase 2
Exons: 8
Coding region: 404-2023 (539 amino acids)
Cellular component (GO): Golgi cisterna membrane
Molecular function (GO): glucuronosyl-N-acetylgalactosaminyl-proteoglycan 4-beta-N-acetylgalactosaminyltransferase activity
Source: RefSeq, a predicted model, not a curated record
GUCCCACUCUUUUCUCUUUGCUCCGUGGCAUUUUGCAACACAGGCUGUGUGCUGCUGCUGGUUUCACACCAAACCCUCAGCCGUAAGGACACGUACAGAUGGAAAGACACUGGCCGAGGUGAUCAUCUUAUGGAUUUACUGUGGACCCAUGUGUGAAAAUGCUGACACAUCGAAACAAGACCUUCACAGUAUGAAGACAAGAAUGAAAGUCGACAGAAGUCUUUGAAAGCCUCACUUCCUCUUGCUAAAAAUAUGCUCAGGAAAAAAAUUGUGAAAGGCUUCCCAAACCUCUGAGAUGGCGUGCAGAAGUAGAUUUUAAGUAAUGUGAAUGAGUUCAUCUCAGAGGAGACCAGAGGGGGAAAGGGAAUGCUGAGCUGCCCGCUAUAGCUUGUAUGUGAGCGCCAUGCCCAGGCGGGGGUUGCCGCUCCAGGGCCGGGUCCGCUGGCUCUUCCUGGGCCUCUUCCUGCUGCUGGUGCUGCUGCUGUUCGCGUACCUGCUGGAGUGCACCCCUCCGGCAGACAUCAGCCUGGUCCUGCCCGGCAUUGCGGGCGAGGCCUACGGGAAGGAGUACUACCAGGCCAUGCUGCAGGAGCAGGAGGAGCGCCACCUGAACCGCGCCGCCAGCCUGAAGCGCCAGAUCGCCCAGCUCAAGCAGGAGCUGCAGGAAAUGAGCGAGAAGCUGAAGCUCAUGCAGGAUAAAAAGGAGCCACCCGGGGUGCAGGGAUUGGCCGAGGCUAAAGACCAGGAGCCGGGAGAUCUGCUGGAGUACCUUCACUCUCAGAUCGACAAAGCUGAGGUCAACACGGGGGCGCGCCUGCCCAGCGAGUACGCACUGGUGCCCUUUGAGAGUUUCACCUCGUCCAAGGUGUACCAGCUGGAGAUGGGACUGACACGGCACCCGGAGGAGAAACCUGUCCGCAAAGACCGCAGGGACGAGCUGGUGGAGGUCAUCGAGGCCGCGCUGGACAUCAUCAACAACCCCGAUGAGGAGGACGGCGUGGAGGACGACAUGCCAAUGCAGAGACAAACCUACACAGAGGGUCACUUUACUGAAGGUCUGUACAGGACCGAACGGGACAAAGGAUCGCUCUACGAGCUCUUCUUUGCCAAAGAGGAUUCCAGCAGCUUCCGCCACGUCACGCUCUUCAGGCCUUUCGGCCCCUUGAUGAAAGUCAGGAGCACAUCUGUGGAAACAUCAGGAAUGAUAAUCAACAUCAUUGUGCCGCUGUCAGGCAGAGUCGACACAUUCUCACAGUUCUUGCACAACUUCAGGGAGGUGUGCAUACAACAGGACAGACGUGUUUACCUCACUGUGGUUUAUUUUGGGCAAGAGAGCCUGCAAGAGGUGAAGUCAUCUUUGGAAAGAAUGUCGAGGGAGGAGAAUUUCUCCAAUUACACUCUGAUACCAGUGGAGGAGGAGUUUUCCCGCGGUCGGGGUCUUGACAUCGGAGCCCACGCUUGGAAGAAAGGCGACGUCUUAAUGUUUUUUUGCGACGUGGACAUCCAUUUUACACUAGAAUUCCUCAACACCUGUCGUCUCCACGCUGCUCCCAACAAGAAAGUCUUCUAUCCAGUGGUGUUCAGUCUGUACAAUCCUGCCAUCGUCUACGGAAAUUUGGAGCUGGCUCCACCCAUCGAACUCCAGCUGAUCCACAAAAAGGAUGCUGGAUUCUGGAGAGAUUUCGGUUUUGGAAUGACGUGUCAGUAUCGCUCAGAUUUCCUAAAUAUCGGGGGGUUCGAUCUCGAAGUGAAAGGCUGGGGUGUCGAAGACGUCCACUUGUACAGGAAGUAUCUCCGGAGCGACCUGAUCGUGAUGCGGACGCCGGUGUCGGGUCUCUUCCACAUGUGGCACGAGAAGCAGUGCGCGGACGAGCUAACGCCGGAGCAGUACCGCAUGUGCAUCCAGUCCAAAGCCAUGAACGAGGCCUCGCACUCUCAUCUGGGCAUGCUGGUUUUCCGCGAGGAGAUCGAGGCUCACCUACGCAAGCAGGCCUUCAAGACUCAGAGCAAAGCAGAGGACUGAGCAGCACUCUG